AAUCGCUGACAGUGCUGAGUGGCCGUGCUCGCUACCGAGUGCCACCAGUGCGCCUCCGACCGCGACGUAGAGCGCCACGACGUCGUACAUCGAUCUUAUUUUCUACCGCGAAAACAAACUCACGCAAUUAUCUUGCAGCGAUAACACGAUAGAACGCGCUAUCAGUUCGUGAUAUCUAGCCAGUGUGAUAAGAGAUAAAAGGCGAAGUGGUCGACGCCUGUUUUCUGUGUUUCCUAUUAUGUAAAAGUUUAUAGUGUCGGUAAAAGAAAAUAUGACUACCAUGGCGGCUCCGAAAAAGACGAUCUCGGUUUACGACUACCCAGAGCAUCUAAAUCCGUUCCGAGAAGAAGAUAAUCAUAAUAAGAUUAGGUUCUGGACGAUCGGCCGCAAGAGUAGAUCAAACAGUAUCAGCUUUACUGGGAUCAAGGAGUUAAAAAAUUCGUGGUCCUUGCGGUCGUUUAUGAAAAAGGGGAAAAAAGGUGAACAAGUACAAACAUCAACACAAAACCUGAAGCCUAAUAACCACGUAAAUGGCGAUAGCAGUCCGAUUGUGUUCAGGCGAGCUAUGCAAUACUCGUCGAUGUCCAGAAGCACAGUCGGCUCACCGGAACGGACGGACCGCUACGUGUAUGGUGGGUCCGUCACGCCUCUACCACGGUCGCGGUUUCAAGAGCGCUUGCGUAGCUCACAACAAGACAUUAAUAAUUCACCUAGUGCAACACCUCGCAUGGCACGCAGUGACAUAAUGGGAUCUAGAUUGAGUGUAGCCAGCACAAAUCCUUUCGACGAGCCGCCAGUCCCACCCGUAAGAGCAUCACGACGUAAAAAGAACCGAGCUCCGCCACCUCCUCCGUCGGCAAAUUCCAGUACAGUUACUAACGAAUCGGUUAAUACAAGCGUGGAUUCUGAACUUCGAAUCACAGAAACUGCAAAUAAGACUAAAGAACGUGAUGAUGAUAUUGAUGAAUUAAACCUUAAAAUAGAACUGCGAAUAGUUGAAGACGAAGACAAGAAAAUAGCGGAUAAUGCGACGGUUUCUGAGGUUGACAAUAAUGCAAACGAAAAAAUUAAUACCGAACAAUUAGAUGAUACUGCAAACCCCGCCAUCGAAGGUGACCAAGGUGACGUAAAUGACUCUAUAACGGAACGAGAAAAACUAACUAAUGCAGAAUCCGAAGACGAUAUCCUGAACAAAGUAUCGUUCUCUAAAGUCAAUAUAUCCAAGUAUCGAAGAAAUUCAAGUGUUAAUGAAGAUGACAUAAGAUUACGGCGUGGAAAUUUAGAGGACUUCAGUCUUUCAAAUAAAAGGUGCAAGAGCUUAACAAAUACCAUGGACGGAAAUUACAUAAUUUAUGAUAUAAAUUUAAAUGAUAGUAAAAGCAUUGACGUUAACAGUAACGAAGAGCCACAAAAAGUAAUAUGUAAAUUAUAUGAUGAAAGAAAACAAAGCAUUGAUAAUUCGGUAUCAAGUACAGAAAAGGAAUUCCUGGAGAUAGAUAAAGCUACAAGAGAAUUGGAAAGAGAGAUAAGUAAAUUAAAUUCUGCCCUGCACGAGGACGAUUUGUCUCUAGGUGAUGGGGGCAGGCUUUCGGUUUCUGAUAUAAAACGCAAAUUCGAUAGGAAUGACAUGUCGUCCCCCAAUCCUAUACCAAAGCCCAGACGAAGUCAUUACGGGGGAUCUAGUUCACCGAUCAAUAACAAUUCAGAAUCGUAAUCUGAUACCGACUAAAAGUUAUUAUAAUUGAAAAUGUAUUUUAAUAUCUACUACUAGUUGUUGGAUCUCAGGUGUCAGAUGAAGUUAAUUUAAUGAGAUAGUAAUUUUAAUAUCAAAAUUUGUUAUACCUAAUUUAUUUUUGGGGGAUAAAAAUGUUGUUAUUUUUCUGAAAUGCGGUGCUAAUUUAAUAAACGAUACUAAAAAAAAUAGUACUAUUCUAUUAAUAUCUAUACAACUAUAAUGCUUAUACUCAAGUCGUGACCGUACCUAAUGUUAUACGUAAUGCAGACAAAUCAAAAUAGUUUAAGAACAAAGGAAUCCUGCGAAUACUUUUGUAUAGCAAAUAAUAUUAUGCUUAUCCCAAUUGUUUGUUUGUUUGUUUGGUUAUUUGCGGUACCUAUCUUAUAUAUCUUCUAUUACUCUACUAACUACUUGAUUUUUGGGAUGUUACCAUAAAGAAAUAUUACGUAGGUACGUAUUACGUAUUACGUAGGUAUUUAAAUUCGUUGUCUAUAAAAAUGGAAAAACUAGUUUUUCACACAUCUAGUCUCUAACAUAAGAGAAAUUAAAACUGAUUUCAAGCAUUUCAAAUUUGUAAUUUGGUUAGUAUUAAAAUAAAAAAAAUAACAAUGAAAAAAUAAUAUAUUAUAUACCUACACAAUACACAUAUAAUUAUGUUAUAUAUGUAUAUCAAUAAGACUAUUCGCUGACUUUCAAAUCUGGUGGCGGCCUAUGUAAUUUUGUAUUGGAGUCUGAGAAAGUUACACGUCAAUUAAUAAAUGUAUAUAGUUAUUUUGUAAACUUCAAAAUUAUAUUAUUAUGUAAACUAAAAUCAAUAUUAUGAUUGGUAAGAUUAUAAUACAGUUAAGCGUUGUUAAAUAAAAUACCAUUUUAUUUUGCCAUUUGUUAUAAAUAACUCAUGUUAAUAUCAUUAUAAUAUUAUGUAUCAUACAAGUUAGGUAAUUAACAAGGGAUAAAAGCAUAGCUCUAUAUUGUGAUAACAGUUUAUUUAUAAUAUUAAUAUAACGUUAUUUACUAUUUUCUGUUUAAAAUGUAAAGCAUAAUAACUACCUAUAAUAAUAGAUCAGGCCAUGCGAGAUAAGCCUUUUAAUUUUUUAGUUAAAGAAAAAUAAAGAAUAAUGUCGUUUGCAUUCCUUAUAGUCUAUUCCUCCUACUAUGUUAAAGAGGCAGAAGAAAUAAUUUAGUCUUAUUUUAAUAUUCGUCCUGAUGGGAUUUAGAAAAUUGAUCUAUUAGUUUUUGCACCUAAUGCGUAAUAGCAUCUAUAAUACCAAGCCGUAAAUAUGGAUUUAGCUCUAAAAUCUAUUUUUAUCGCCUUUCUUUCCUUUUGAUAUUUGAUUGUCGCAUUAAAAUAUUAAUUAUUUGUUAGUGUUUAAUAAUAAAAAAAUACCAAAGCAUUUAUUGCUAUGUUAGUGACAUUGUAGGGCUUUAGUUAAAAUAUUUAUAUUUUAAUUCAUUAAUCAAUAAAUGCAUGAUAAAUCAUAAUAAAUAGCACAAUGAUUGUGUGAUAUGUAAAAGAUUCCUAUUUAUAUUUAUAUUGUUGGGUUUUGUAACAUACACUGUUAAUAAAUAUAUUUUAGUUUGAAA
Messenger RNA from Colias croceus (clouded yellow), 3319 nucleotides. Its product is annotated as myosin-G heavy chain. Lineage: Eukaryota; Metazoa; Arthropoda; Insecta; Lepidoptera; Pieridae. Bases 272 to 1714 code for a protein of 480 amino acids. The transcript has 5 exons. The record is from RefSeq and is a predicted model, not a curated record.